Molecule: messenger RNA, 3215 nt
Organism: Wallemia mellicola CBS 633.66
Lineage: Eukaryota; Fungi; Basidiomycota; Wallemiomycetes; Wallemiales; Wallemiaceae
Gene: PMR-1
Product: calcium-transporting P
Exons: 3
Coding region: 9-3110 (1033 amino acids)
Biological process (GO): intracellular calcium ion homeostasis; manganese ion transport; calcium ion transmembrane transport
Cellular component (GO): endoplasmic reticulum; plasma membrane; Golgi membrane
Molecular function (GO): P-type calcium transporter activity; ATP hydrolysis activity; ATP binding
Source: RefSeq, a predicted model, not a curated record
ACUUCGAUAUGGCUAGAGAUAGGAAGCGUACAAACUCUGGCACGAGCGAUCAAAAGCCAGUGAAGCCGGUUGGUAGUGCAUCUUCAACACUUUACAAUAGUCAACCAGAAGGUCUGAAAAGCUAUCAAUAUCCAGCUGUUGUACCCCCAACUGCAGAGGAAGCAGCGAGAUUAGCCCACCAGACACCACCACACACUCAACCAACCACUGUAGCAGACGCUGAGGAUAUGUUCGCUUAUUCCACCACGUUUAGAAAGACAUCCAUAGAGUCACUCGCUCAUAAGCCAUCGAUUACUCAUCUGAAGCCAUCAGAACUCCCGAGCGCUUUUGACAGUGCAGCCGCAGAAAAGGAAGAAGCCGAAGAGAGAAGGAGAAUGCUUGUCCAUUCGCUCGAAUCAGAUCCAGCUCAUUCGUCAACCCCGUCAGCACAAUAUGCUAAACUUUCUGUUGAGCAAACUAUCGCUAAACUUAACACUCACCCAAAGAACGGUCUAAGUACUGCAGACGUGCAAGAGUUACGCCAUAGGUACGGUUUCAACGAGUUCUCUGUCGAGGCAGGCGAUAGUUUAUUCAAGAAAUUCUUCCAACAAAUUUACGAGAGUCCUCUCAUUCUUCUCUUACUUGGUUCAGCUGUCGUUUCAGCUUUAGUAGGCAAUGUUGAUGAUGCAAUUAGUAUCUCAUUAGCAGUUAUUAUCGUCUUAACUGUUCAAUUCGUACAAGAGACACGCUCAGAAAAGUCCUUACAAGCACUCAACAAGCUUGUACCACACUACUGUCAUUUGAUUAGAGGUGGCCAACUCUCAUCACCACUCGCAAACGAUCUCAUUCCAGGUGAUCUUAUUACCUUCUCCACUGGUGACCGCGUUCCUGCUGAUAUUCGCAUUAUUGAGGCUGUCGAUCUUGAAUUAGACGAAAGUAACCUCACUGGUGAAACAAAGCCAACUAAAAAAACUACUGUACCAUCAACUCACAUGAACGUUGGUGUUAGUGACCGUAACUGUAUUGCACACAUGGGUACCCUUGUCAGAAGUGGUCAUGGUAAAGGUUUAGUUGUUGGUACAGGUUCAGAAACUGAAUUUGGUGUUGUCUUCACAAUGAUGCAAGACAUCGAAGAACGUCGAACUCCUCUUCAAUAUUCCAUGGAUGAACUUGCCAAGCAACUCUCACUUAUUUCUUUUGCUGUUAUUGGUGUCAUCUUCGUCAUCGGUAUCAUUCAAUCACGCAGCUGGCUCGAGAUGUUCACGAUUGGUGUAUCUCUCGCCGUUGCAGCCAUCCCAGAAGGUUUGCCAGUUGUCACGACUGUCACACUCGCACUUGGUGUUCUCCGCAUGAGCAGACGUAAGGCCAUCGUAAAGAAACUUCCAUCGGUUGAAUCUCUCGGAUCAGUUAGCGUCAUUUGUUCAGAUAAAACUGGUACACUCACGAAGAACGUCAUGACAGUUACAAAAGGGUUUACUGUUCCAGAUGGUCCACUCGUUUUGGAAAACAAACUCGACAAGAUCAGCCCAGCACUAGAACGCACUUUCCUUAUUGGUAAUCUCUGUAAUAACGCACGCAAGGAUGAACACGGCCACAACGUUGGUCAACCAACCGACGUAGCCCUCAUCAAUAUCGUUGAAGAGCAAGGAAUGGUUGACAGACGUACUACAUUCGUACGUCGUCAUGAGCAGGCUUUCUCAUCUGAUACUAAGGUUCAAUUCGUGACUGGAACACUCGCAAGUGACACUGAUGGUGUACCAGCAGAAUGCAACUAUCUCAAAGGUGCUUUAGAGAGAGUCUUAGAACGUUGUGACACCUACCUCGCUGCAUCUGGUCACCACACGGUACCACUCGAUGAUGCAACUCGCAACCUUAUUUUCGCAAGAGCUGCUGAAUGUGCUGACAAAGGUCUUCGAAACAUAGGUAUGGCAUAUCGUAUAAGCAGUAAUGUCACCGACUUCACCGGUGGAUUCGUCUUUACAGGUUUCCAAAGUAUGCAAGAUCCACCAAGACCUGGUGUAGCUGCAUCAAUUGCUUCUCUUCAAAGAGCCGGUAUUCACGUCGUUAUGAUCACAGGUGAUGCAGAGCGUACAGCCUUGGCCAUCGCAAGGGAAUUAGGAUUAUGUGUCAGACCAUCAUCUCCAAUCACCAACUCACGUAGAGACACCAGCGAAUGCCUCACCGGUGCAGAACUUGAUACGAUGUCCGAGAGAGAAUUAAUGGAACGUAUCAACAGCGUUAGCGUCUUCGCAAGAACCUCACCAAAGCACAAGAUGAGAAUUAUUGGUGUCCUUCAAAAGCUUGACAAGGUUGUUGCUAUGACUGGUGACGGUGUCAAUGAUGCACCUGCUCUCAAAAUGGCUGAUAUUGGCGUUAGUAUGGGUAAAGGAGGUACAGAUGUUGCCAAAGAAGCUGCUGACUGUAUCCUCGUCGACGACAACUUCGCAACACUUCUUCCAGCUGUAGAGGAAGGAAAGAGUAUAUUCUAUAAUAUUCAGAACUUCUUAAGCUUCCAACUUUCCACCGCUGUAGCUGCACUCAGCUUGAUCACUAUCUCAACUGCUCUUCGCAUGCGCAACCCACUCAACGCUAUGCAAAUUCUCUUCAUUAACGUUAUUAUGGAUGGACCUCCUUCACAAUCCCUCGGUGUUGACCCAGUCAACAAAUCAGUUAUGAAGCGCCCACCACGUCCAAAGAACGCUUCAGUUAUUACUCAAAGACUACUCACUAGAGUACUCUUUUCAGCAUCAAUUAUUAUCACAGGUGUACUUUUCAUUUACGCUUAUGAAAUAGGUGACGGAUUUUCAACACGCGAUCAAACUAUGACAUUUACAGCCUUCGUUGUUUUGGACCUUGCUAGUGCACUCCAAAACAGAGGUGUAACAUGUGGAUUCGGUGAUAACAAGAUGCUUCUCACUACAGUUGGAGUUUCCUUAUUCGCACAAAUGUGCUUUGUCUAUAUUCCUGCUUUACAAGCUGUUUUCCAAACUGAAGCACUCGCAUUGAGAGAUUUAGGUGUACUUGGUAUGCUCGUACUUUUCUCCAUCGGAUUGCACGAAAUUAGAAGACGCUGGGAAAGGGAACAGGAAAGGAAGGAUGCUCUCUUUUCAUUCUCCAAUGACGAUGUGUAAAUAUGUUAUCUUGUAUAAUCAACUCAUCAAAAAAUACGAUCACGUAGAACUCUUUUCUCUUAAAAUAUUUGUUGACUCAUAAAAAAUCUAUGCAUGCGACACUUU